Penaeus vannamei (Pacific white shrimp) is the source of this 2470-nucleotide messenger RNA. The record is from RefSeq and is a predicted model, not a curated record. NCBI's taxonomy places the organism in Eukaryota, Metazoa, Arthropoda, Malacostraca, Decapoda, Penaeidae.
UCCGCCCCCACCUCUUCUCCCACCUCCGCCCACCUCUUCUCCCAUCCAUUCCACAACCACUGGAACUCUCACGCCCUCCCCAACACCCAGCUUGUGGGAAGAACUCGUUUCUCAUCACAAGGAAAAGACCAGAACGCUUGCCACUCUCAGGCAAUUCCAAGCAGAGCUGGUCUUACUGACAACCCAAUGGACUUCGAACUAUUCUCUUAACCCACCUUCCAACUCGAUCAAAAACCGCCGCUCGGUUCCUUCAGAGCCACAGGAAGCCAUGGCCGCCACGCUCAACGUCGCCAGAAGCAUUCUCGAGACUCUGGCCAGCACGCCCACCUCGAGCAGCGUUCCAGUCUAUGAGCAGGUUAUAAACGAGCUGCAGGAGAUAUUCCAGAAGUACGAAGACACUUCCUCGGGGAUGACUCCAGUGACGGAGGACGACCUGGCCAGGAUCCGCGCUCUGACAACACAACUCCUUCCCGCUGUCGACGAGGUGAUUCUGCUACUAGAGAACGAGGUCGCCGAACUGAAGCAUGAGAUCGACGCCGUGGAGGAGGAGCUCCUUGGCCCCAUUUUAGGAGGGGAUCACGUAGGUCCUCCUCUUCCUAUGUCCACCGAAGAUCAAUCCUCUUGGGAGAUUUUCAGCUUGCCAAAGACCCACUCGUUGGUGCCGUCUUCCUCGAUGGUCCACGGCCUCGUUUCCGGUUACAAGAUCGAACUCUUGUCGCAGUCCCUUCGGCAGGAUAUGAGCAUCGGGGACAACGCAACGGAAUUCGUUGUAAACCACAGAGACAAAAUCCGAAACGUCGCCUUCAAAGCCCAUCUUCGGGCGGGCGAUGUGAACGGCGUGAACGUGACGCGCCUGAGGGAGUCUGGCGUAGCUCUGGAUGCCGCGAGAGUGAACGUUUCGCUGUCGUUCGUACAACACGUCGGGGUGGCGGGGAAUGUGACCGUGGAACAAAUUAACGGAGUCCCCGCUGAAGAAUACGUCACGAAGGACGGAACUUUUACCUUUGAUGCUCCUGUUCAGUUCAUGGAGGGCGUGAUGAUGAAGGAAAACGUGACUGUGACCUCGACCCUCAACGACCUCGAUCUCGGCAACGUGACCUCGAAGAUGGCCAGGGUCACGGGCGCUAAGAAUUUCCAGACUGACCUCGUCUUUGGACACGUGGAUGCUGGGAGUGUGGACUCCCCUCGCGUCACCAUCUCGGACGUCGGCUUCGGGGACACCGUGAAGAAGAACGAGUCUGCGAUCAUUACAGGACGCAAGAUCUUCCUGGGAGACCUCCACGUGGAUUCGGGUCCUGUGCAGGCUCGAGAUGUCGCGGCGGAGACUCUGGACGGCGCAAACGUCACCGACUUGUUCUUCGGGUCGCUGAGGAAGAGCCCGCGUGAUUUGCAGGUGGUUGAGGGAGGCUUCAAAGUCCAGACACUGAAGAUCGAGAAAAAUUUGUCAACGGAAGGCUUGACCAUUCUGCCGCGCGACGAUAGUGUCCCAUACUUAAUGAAUUUCACGAGCUUCUCUCGCCACGUGGUAUACAAAGAUGAAGACUGUAUUAUCCGUGGUGAUCUCGUACUCUUUGGUAACACUGAAGUCCACAAUUUAGGUUUUCAUGAUAGCUUCGAUGGUGUUCCGUUCAGCCGCUACGAGGCUGGGUGGCUGCUGCAGGAGGCCAACCAGACGCUGAAGGGACAUUUGACCGUCGCUCCCAAUAUGAAUGCGCUGCGAGUCGUGACCUUGCCCGGUGUCACGGUCCAGGGCGUUGACGUUGUUUCCCUGAACACCUCUGCCAUGAAGGUGGAUGAGUCCGAGACCUUCUUCGGGCCGGUAGUUUUCGAACUGGUCUCUUCAGAGGGCCCAGUGACGGUGGACGGGCGCGUCCAGGGCUGGGACCUCUCCGCGGAGGGCAUCGUCCAGACGGCGUCCAACCCCUCCGGGGAGCGUGUCCUCGUCUUCACCGGAACCAAGACUUUCCUUGGAGAAACGUUUUACGGCGCGGACUUCAAUGUCACGGGGCUGGUGAACGGCGUCGAUCUGGAGAGCGUCUCUGCCCCCUUCAACUACCAUCACUUCCACAGCGACUCGGCCAUAUUCUUAGGAGAGGUGAAGGGCGAGGAGGUGCAUCUCGGGAAGGAUCGAGACAUCCUAGACGCCGGUUUCGCCGAUUCCUUCUGGAGGAGUGACCAGCCUGCUUUCCUCCCCAACACCUUCUCUUUUGACAAGGUGGCAGCGGUGCAUGUCACGACGAAUUCCACGGUCAACCAGGUGAAUCUUAAGGACUUCGACGCCUCGGUCCUUCGUAACUACUGUGCGGGAGGAAGCCAAGAGGUCGCUGGGUCCUUUUCCUUCACCAACCUGACUGUGUCUUCGCUUCAGACGACUUUCGUGCAGACUGAAACCUUGGACACGUGGCCAGCAAGUGAUCUCAUGAACAUCAUGACCCAAGACGAGAAACAGACCAUCACAGGCAGGUCAUAA